GCUUGGUAGAGGGUAAACGUGUGCCGGCACCAUGGCGAGCGAAGGUUGUCAAAUCUUCAACCCAGCCGAAAAGGUGGCUAAGAUAUCCCACUGCUCUUCAAUGGAGCAGUACAAACAGAUGUAUGAGAAGUCUGUUAAAGACCCGGAAGCAUUUUGGGGAGAGAUUGCCAAGGAUUUUUAUUUCGAGCAAGGUGUGACAGGCAAGUUCGUUGACUACAAUUUUGACACCACGAACGGAAAGAUUUUCAUUCGGUGGUUAGCAGGCGCCAAGACCAACAUCUGCUACAACUGCCUAGACCGGCAUGUGGCAGCAGGCAAAGGGGAUCAAGUGGCAUUCUACUGGGUAGGCAAUGACCCUGCCGAUGCCGAGGAAGUGACCUACGCUGACCUGCUGAAGGAGGUGUGUCGCCUGGCCAACUACCUGAAGUCCAAGGGCGUGGCCAAGGGCGACCGGGUGGCCAUCUACAUGCCCAUGAUCAAGGAACUGGUGGUGGCCAUGCUCGCUGUGGCCCGCAUCGGCGCGGUCCAUUCCAUUGUGGUGAGUUUUCCCUUUUCUUUUGGACUCUUUGGGCCAUUGGGAGGCUUGGGUAAAGAUGGUUGAGGACAGA
Molecule: messenger RNA, 608 nt
Organism: Penaeus chinensis
Lineage: Eukaryota; Metazoa; Arthropoda; Malacostraca; Decapoda; Penaeidae
Product: acetyl-coenzyme A synthetase, cytoplasmic-like
Exons: 2
Coding region: 32-601 (189 amino acids)
Biological process (GO): acetyl-CoA biosynthetic process
Molecular function (GO): acetyl-CoA synthetase activity
Source: RefSeq, a predicted model, not a curated record